This is a messenger RNA of Cylindrotheca closterium, 888 nucleotides long. NCBI's taxonomy places the organism in Eukaryota, Bacillariophyta, Bacillariophyceae, Bacillariales, Bacillariaceae. The record is from the annotation of a GenBank genome assembly.
AUGACGCAGUUGUUAAUUACAAUAUUGUGCGCUGCACUCCUGAUCUGCUCCAAUGUAGCGUUUGGGUUUCAAUCGGCGGGUCCUUCUCAUCUGGCAGUGUCAUCUCACUUGUUGAGGAGUCAUCCUCCAUCAUCGUCGACACACCAAAUCCUGGCCACAAAACAAAUCUUCUCGCGCCGUCAAACCAUUCGCUUUCUAUCAUCCGAUCAAGUCGAAGAUAAUGAUCCAUCCAUAAAGAUUGUCAAGAAGAAGGACGACACAUUGUUUGACCUAAAGACGACAUUAUUCUUGGUGGGUGGACAAUCUUUACUCAUUGGUAUCGCUGCAGGCUUUGCCAAGAUGUUCAACAUUCCCAAUUUCGGACUCGGCCCAGAUAUCAAUUUGAACUUGUCGGCAUUACAACAAGGAUUCCUCAUGGCACUUCCAAUGGGUGGUUUGGCAGCCCUAUUGGAUCAAGUGGAAGAUAAGUUUCCAGCACUACAGGAUGUCACUAAGGCGACGCACAAGUCGGUAUUGGCACUGUUGGGUGGCAACUUCAAGCCACUGCUGGGGCUUAUCAUUGCAAUAGCGUUGGGUUUUGCGGCGGGGUUUGGCGAAGAAAUGCUCUUUCGCGGGGUCUUGCAAUAUGGACUGGCGGCCAAAGUGGGGACUGCUGCGAGUUUAGUGGUGGCCAGUCUUAUUUUUGGGGCUCUGCAUGCCGUGACGCCAUUAUACGCUCUGCUGGCUGGGGUUGCCAGUGUCUACUUUGGAUACUUGUAUCUAUCCUUUGGGAACUUGGCAGUUCCAAUCUAUGCGCAUGCACUCUACGAUGUGGGGGCCUUGUAUUAUGCACAUUGGACGGUAUCACAACUGUCAGACGAGGAACAAUCAGAACUUGCUAGCAUGUAG